AUGGCUGCGUCCCCGGCGGGGUCGGUGGUGAGCGCCGGGCUGGAUGAGAGUCCCACGGGUCUGAGCCCAGCACCCGGGAAAGAGCUGAGCCCGGUGCUGCUGUGCAAGGUGUGUGGGGACACCAGCAGUGGGAAGCACUACGGCAUCUACGCCUGCAAUGGCUGCAGCGGCUUCUUCAAGCGCAGUGUCCGCAGGAAGCUCAUCUACAGGUGCCAGGCGGGGACGGGGCUGUGCCCAGUGGACAAAGCUCACCGCAACCAGUGUCAGGCCUGCCGGCUCAAGAAGUGCCUGCAGGCUGGCAUGAACAAGGAUGCUGUGCAGAAUGAGCGCCAGCCCCGCAGCACAGCCCAGGUCCAGCUGGACAGCAUCCAGCUGGAUGCUGAGCUGCCCCCUGAGCACGUGGCCACCACAUGUGAGGUCCCCCCAUCACCCUGUCCGGCUCCUCGUGGCCCUGGUGCCACCGUCACCCCGGGUCCCCAAGCGCCCACACCACCCACCAACCAUCGCUUCAUGGCCAGCCUGAUGACGGCCGAGACCUGCGCCAAGCUGGAGCCCGAGGACGCUGAUGAGACGGUGGAUGUGACAGGCAGUGAGCCAGAGCGGGCAGCUGGCGAAUACCAGAUGGCACCGUACCCGGCAGCCAGCCCCGAAAACAUCUAUGAGACCUCAGCACGUCUCCUCUUCAUGGCUGUGAAAUGGGCCAAGAACCUGCCUGUCUUCUCCAACCUGCCCUUCCGUGACCAGGUGAUCCUGCUGGAGGAAGCAUGGAGUGAGCUGUUCCUGCUCUGUGCCAUCCAGUGGUCCAUGCCCCUGGAGAGCUGCCCGCUCCUGGCUGUCCCCGAGCCGACCUCUGGGAAGCUGCUGCCGGCCACUCUGGAUGUGCGGGCACUGCAGGAGACCCUUGGCCGCUUCAAGGCGUUGGCCGUUGACCCCACGGAAUUUGCCUGCAUGAAGGCUGUGGUGCUCUUCAAACCAGAGACCCGUGGCCUGAAGGACCCUGAGCAGGUGGAGAACCUGCAGGACCAGUCACAGGUGAUGCUGGGCCAGCACAACCGUUCCCACUACCCUGGGCAACCCGUCAGGUUUGGGAAGCUGCUGCUGCUCCUCCCUGCGCUGCGCUUCAUCUCCUCGGAGCGCGUGGAGCUGCUCUUCUUCCGCCGCACCAUCGGCAACACCCCCAUGGAGAAGCUGCUGUGUGACAUGUUCAAGAACUGAACCCCCUUCCC
This is a messenger RNA of Lonchura striata (white-rumped munia), 1226 nucleotides long. RefSeq names its product nuclear receptor subfamily 2 group E member 3 (gene NR2E3). The record is from RefSeq and is a predicted model, not a curated record. Gene Ontology annotation, biological process: regulation of DNA-templated transcription. Gene Ontology annotation, molecular function: sequence-specific DNA binding; zinc ion binding; DNA-binding transcription factor activity. Lineage: Eukaryota; Metazoa; Chordata; Aves; Passeriformes; Estrildidae.